CCUCUUCCCUCUCCGCGACCCGACCCCGGAGCCUGAGAAGAGCCCAGGGUGGGGGUGGGCGUGGGGACCCGGGGGCAGGAGGGGCACUUUGCCCCGGGGAAUGCAGCAGACUGGGCUGGUCCCCAGGAGACUGCGGCCCGGGGGAAUGCGCGUGAGGGGGUGUCCAGCGAGUCGGGUCGGGUCGGAGUGGAUUGACCACGGGGCCCGGAGUGUCCGAGCCGGGAGCGGAGCCUGCACCCUCCACCACCCGCCCUUCGGGAAAUGUCAGAACUGAGCCAAGAGCUGCUGCCGCUCACCCCGUGUCUUCUGGCCGCUUCCCUCUUUGUUGCCCCUCCCCACAGGCUCCCCCUCUCCUCCUCCUGGGGCCCAUCAUGAAUGGUGCCCCCUCCCCAGAGGAUGGGGCCUCCCCCUCCCCUCCCCCCCUGCCACCACCCCCUCCCCCAAGUUGGCGGGAGUUCUGUGAGUCCCACGCCCGGGCUGCAGCCCUGGAUUUUGCCCACCGUUUUCGCCUCUACCUGGCCUCCCACCCCCAGUACGCGGGGCCUGGGGCGGAGGCUGCCUUCUCUCGCCGCUUCGCUGAGCUCUUCCUGCAGCACUUUGAAGCUGAGGUGGCCCGGGCCUCGGGCUCCCUCUCACCACCAGUUAUAGCUCCCCUGAGUCCUGGUGUGGAGAUCCCUCCGCCACAUGACUUGUCCCUCGAGAGCUGCAGGGUGGGCGGGCCCCUGGCUGUGCUGGGCCCCUCUCGAUCAUCCGAGGACCUGGCCGGCCCCCUCCCCUCCUCAGUCUCUUCCUCUUCUACGACCUCUUCGAAGCCGAAGCUCAAGAAACGCUUCUCCCUCCGCUCAGUCGGUCGCUCGGUCCGAGGUUCUGUCCGUGGCAUCCUGCAGUGGCGGGGAACUGUUGACCCUCCCUCCCCAGCGAGUCCCCUGGAGACCUCAUCGGGCCCCCCAGUCCUGGGUGGAAACAGCAACUCCAACUCCUCUGGUGGGGCUGGGACUGUUGGUCGGGGACUGGUUAGUGAUGGCACGUCCCCUGGGGAAAGAUGGACUCACCGAUUUGAGAGGCUGAGACUAAGUCGGGGAGGGGGGACCUUGAAGGAUGGAGCAGGGGUGGUGCAGAGGGAAGAGCUGCUGAGUUUCAUGGGGGCCGAAGAGGCGGCCCCUGACCCUGCCGGAGCAGGCCGGGGAGGAGGGGCAGCUGGGCCUACCUCAGGGGGAGGAGGACAGCCCCAGUGGCAGAAGUGUCGCUUAUUGCUCCGGAGUGAAGGCGAAGGAGGAGGAGGAAGUCGCCUGGAGUUCUUUGUACCACCCAAGGCCUCUAGGCCCCGGCUCAGCAUUCCCUGCUCUACUAUCACGGAUGUUCGGACAACCACAGCCCUGGAGAUGCCUGACCGGGAAAACACGUUUGUGGUCAAGGUGGAAGGUCCCUCRGAGUACAUCCUGGAGACAACUGAUGCUCUCCAUGUGAAGGCCUGGGUGUCUGACAUUCAAGAAUGCCUGAGCCCAGGACCCUGCCCUGCUACCAGUCCCCGCCCCAUGACCCUCCCUCUGGCUCCUGGGACCUCCUUCCUCACAAAAGAGAACACAGAUGGCUUGGAGCUGCCCUGCCUGAACCAUUCAGAGAGUCUGCCCAGCCAGGAUCUGCUUCUGGGACCCAGUGAGAGCAAUGAUCGCCUUUCGCAAGGGGCGUAUGGGGGCCUCUCAGACCGGCCCUCAGCAUCCAUCUCCCCUAGUUCGGCCUCCAUUGCUGCCUCCCAUUUUGACUCCAUGGAACUGCUUCCGCCAGAGCUGCCCCCCCGCAUCCCCAUUGAGGAGGGCCCCCCUGCAGGAACAGUUCAUCCCCUCUCAACCCCCUACCCUCCCUUGGACACUCCGGAAACAGCCACAGGGUCCUUCCUGUUCCAGGGGGAGUCAGAGGGAGGUGAGGGGGACCAGCCCCUCUCAGGAUAUCCUUGGUUCCACGGGAUGCUCUCUCGACUCAAGGCCGCCCAGCUAGUGCUGGAAGGAGGCACCGGCUCCCACGGUGUCUUCCUGGUACGUCAGAGCGAAACGAGGCGGGGUGAAUAUGUCCUCACUUUCAACUUCCAGGGCAAGGCCAAGCACCUGCGCUUGUCACUGAACGAGGAGGGCCAGUGCCGGGUCCAGCACCUGUGGUUCCAGUCUAUUUUCGACAUGCUCGAGCACUUCCGGGUGCACCCCAUCCCUCUGGAGUCUGGAGGCUCCAGUGAUGUUGUCCUUGUCAGCUAUGUGCCCUCCCAGCGGCAGCAGGGCCGGGAGCAGGCUGGGAGCCAUGCAGGGGUGUGCGAGGGAGAUCGAUGCUACCCCGAUGCCUCCUCCACCCUCAUGCCCUUCGGAGCGAGUGACUGUGUAACCGAACACCUCCCAUGACCUACCCCAGCCCCCUGAACCCCCUUCAUGGACAGAUCCCCCACAUCCUGGGGCAGAAGAGGCGUCGGGGGCRCCAGAAGUGGCGGCAGCAGCAGCCCCAGCAGCCAAAGAGAGGCAAGAGAAAGAGAAAACGGGCAGUGGAGGGGUCCAGGAAGAGCUGGUCCCCGUGGUUGAGCUGGUCCCCGUGGUCGAAUUGGAAGAGGCCAUAGCACCAGGCAUGGAGGCCCAGGGUGGUGCUGGCUCUGGUGGGGACAUUGGGGUGACCCCAAUUGUGCAGCUCCAGCAGUUACCACUAGGGGGCAACGGAGAAGAAGGGGGUCAUCCCAGAGCCAUUAACAACCAGUACUCCUUGGUGUGAGACACCCCACCCCACCYUCUCUCCACUCUUCUUGCUCUUCAGUCCUCGGGUCGUGAGGUGGGCUGGGUAGGGACAUAGAGGAGACUUGGGAGUCCCCUUCCCACAGGCUUCCUGACCUUGUCAGUCAAGGGCAUACGUGCUGGUACAAGCAGAGGUUCGAGAGCCCUGUCAACUCCCUAGUUCGUACACUACAGGCGCCCAUCCCCUAGGCAGGGGAUUUGGGCUCCAUUACCUCCCUGAGGGGCUCUUAUGGUCAGCCCCAUCCCUGGGGGCCAUUUCCCCAUCAACUACCCCCCAGCCCAAGCAAGGGUGAUGGGGGGAAGGGCUGUCAGUUAUUUUAAGGUGGUUGUUGUUGUUGUUUUAAACAAAAUGGAGAAGCAUAAAUAAAUAAAAGGGUUUAUCUCAGUUCCACCGUGA
Molecule: messenger RNA, 3162 nt
Organism: Urocitellus parryii (Arctic ground squirrel)
Lineage: Eukaryota; Metazoa; Chordata; Mammalia; Rodentia; Sciuridae
Source: RefSeq, a predicted model, not a curated record